Dendroctonus ponderosae (mountain pine beetle) is the source of this 1273-nucleotide messenger RNA. Its product is annotated as Krueppel-like factor 6. The coding region runs from base 43 to 1092 and encodes 349 amino acids. The transcript has 4 exons. Lineage: Eukaryota; Metazoa; Arthropoda; Insecta; Coleoptera; Curculionidae. The record is from RefSeq and is a predicted model, not a curated record. Gene Ontology annotation, molecular function: RNA polymerase II cis-regulatory region sequence-specific DNA binding; DNA-binding transcription factor activity, RNA polymerase II-specific. Gene Ontology annotation, biological process: regulation of transcription by RNA polymerase II.
UUUCUCGUCUAAAAUGUGAGUAAUUUCCAGACAUGCUACGAGAUGGAACGCUACCUCAAAGACGAGCCCAAAAUGCAAUCCUACAAAAAAAUCCCGGACAGCGCCAGAUGCAGCUGGUACGAAGUGACCAGCCUGGAGGAGUUUGCCGACCAUCGACUGGAUGGACUGAGCAGUGCGAGUUCGCCCAUCUCCUGGGACGGCGCGCUCAGUUGUGCAGUUUUGGUAAAACAGGAACCGAUCGACGAUGAAGAGGAAGAGGAGGACGACGACUCCUACCACCGGAACGGCGACACCUUGCAACUGAGGCUGGUGACAAGAAACCCAACCACUCUGACACCGCCCUCGAGCCCCGAGUCGGGUCCAGGACACAGCAACGGUAGUUCAAGUGCUGGCGAACUAGACGUGUGCAAUCUUAGACUGACUGGCAGUCACACGAGAAACACCAUCGUUCGCGUGAGGGCCUCCGCGCUGUCCCGAUUCAUCUCCAUGGUACCUCGGGCAGGUACCGCCAAUUCCAACGCAUCCCCCGUAUCUGCUAAGGCUAGGUUAGAUCAGUCUCCGGACUCAAAACGACGAAUACACAAGUGCCAAUUCCUCGGAUGUAAAAAGGUCUACACGAAAAGCUCCCACUUGAAGGCCCACCAAAGAACGCAUACCGGUAAGUGUGGCAACGUCGCCCUAGAUCUAGAUGAGUGCGACCAAUCAAACUGUGAGAAACUCAUUUGUUAUCGCGCGACAGCCUACGUGAUUGCGCGAGGUGUCAAGAGCGUGCGUUUGUCACAUGUCUCAACUCACACGACCGGUGUCACAAUUACACUUUUCACACUAAUGAGUUUGUCGAUAUUUCGACAAUGGCUGGUCGACAUUACGAUUAAAUCACUACCCGCUAAAACAUUAGACAGUCGCGCCUCGUUAAGCGAGCGACACAACCGGAGCAGAAUAAGAGCGAAACGCAAACACCGGAAUUUUUAUUCCCGUUUCCGCUACAGAAUCGCAAAGUUUUCGUUUUAUUUCGACGGAUACUUGAGGAAAUCUGGAAAACUUGAUUUGCCUCAUUUAUUUUAUAUUUACCUCCAGCACCGGUCCGCCUGAGUGGAUGUUGGCCAACGAAAAAAUCAAGUGUUUUGUUUUUACGUUUCAUUUUGCCCGGGAAUGAUUGAUGAGCAGUUCAUCAAAGCACAGGUUUUCAGAUGUGGAAAAUCGAACUAUUUUGUUGGACCACACUGUAUAUUUUGUAGCUUGCAUAGGCAACAUUAGCAGUAGGCCUGGGUAA